AUGUAUAUUCGUAAAAAUCUUGGCAAUCAAUUGCGUUUACUUGCUUUAAUGACAUGGAAUUACAUUCAAGAAUCAUCAAGUGAUUAUAAUUUUUAUCGAAGUGAAGAAGGUAUACGAAAUCUAUCAAAAAUUAUUCAAGGUUUAGCACCUAAUCAUCAAUUAGUUGUUAAUUAUGAUCCAAAUGGUGCAAUCAUUGGUACUACUAAUCUAACAAAAUGGGCUCAUCAAUAUAAUUUUAGUGUUUAUCCAUUUACAUUUCGACAAGAUCUAUUUUCUAGUAAUAGUUUUGAAGAACUUGUGAAAUAUUUUUGGCAUACAGUACAAGUGGAUGGUUUUAUAACUGAUCAUCCAAAUGUAAUUCUUUAA
Rotaria sordida is the source of this 366-nucleotide messenger RNA. Lineage: Eukaryota; Metazoa; Rotifera; Eurotatoria; Philodinida; Philodinidae. The record is from the annotation of a GenBank genome assembly.